This is a messenger RNA of Erigeron canadensis, 1729 nucleotides long. RefSeq names its product pentatricopeptide repeat-containing protein At1g11900-like. The transcript has 4 exons. The record is from RefSeq and is a predicted model, not a curated record. Bases 1 to 1182 code for a protein of 393 amino acids. NCBI's taxonomy places the organism in Eukaryota, Viridiplantae, Streptophyta, Magnoliopsida, Asterales, Asteraceae. Gene Ontology annotation, molecular function: protein binding.
AUGGUCAACAACCGGAUUUUAGUCGUUAGUAUCGCGCCGCGAUGUAGUGCAAUCUGGUUUUGGAUAGACGUGGAGACUAGAUUGCUCAUUCUCAAGUUUGCUCUCCCUUUUAGCUCUUUGAUCGCUAAGAAGAGUAUCAUAACAGCUCAACAGGUAUCGCUAUGUCCGUCAUAUCCUAUACUAAGUACGUUUAAAUUUAGAAGAUCGUCGUUGGUAACACAAGCAUCGCCAUCUAGUGAGGAUGAGGAGGUGGCAAAUCAAGUUUUGAAUGAAUUUAUUUCCGACUUAAAGGGAAGUCCACGUUUAGUGAAGGAAUUAUGUACUAAUCACAUCCAUGAACUCUGUAAAAGGAGAAAGCUAAAAGCAGCUGCUCGGCUGCUGCAGCUGUUGCGUGAUAAACAUGCAAUCAAUAGCCUGCCGGCUUAUAAUCACCUACUGGCUGCCGCCUGUGAAGAGAAUGAUACACAGAUUGCAUCUCAUAUCUUUAAAGAUAUGUUAAUCAACUAUAUAUUGAUGAAUUCAGCUACGUAUUUUAAUGUCGCUAAGGCGAUUUCUAAGAGCAAUGAUUUAACAUUUGUGCAAUCAUUUGUAAAGGAAAUCUCGGAACUGAUGAGUUCAGGAAGUGUAACAGUGAUUAAUAGGAUUAUAUAUGCGUUUGCAGACUGUGGACAUAUUCAUAAUGCCAUCCUUGUAUUUGAUAACAUGAAGAGUUUUAAGUUUAAGCCAGAUUUGGUUACUUAUAAUACUGUCUUGGGGAUAUUAGGUAAAGCUGGACGUGUGGACGAGAUGCUUGACGUGUUUGUGUCUAUGAAAAAAGCUGAUAUUGCCCCUGAUAUCGUUUCUUAUAAUACCUUGUUACAUAGCUUGAGGAAGGUGGGGAGAUUUGAUCUGUGUGUGGUACUAACAAAAGAAAUGGGGAAACUGGGACUGCAGCCUGAUUUGAUAACUUACACUGCACUGAUCGAGUGUUUAUCCAAAUCAGGGAACGUAGAAGAAUCGUUGAGACUCUUUGAAGAUAUGAAGCGUGGGAAUAUCCGCCCUUCAAUAUAUAUCUAUCGAUCACUAAUUAAUAAUUUGAAGACAAUUGGUUUAUCAGAAUUAGCACAGAAGUUCUUGGGGGAAAUGAAUGAAUAUCGGGAUGAUCUUGUUGGUCCAAAGGAUUUUAAAUGGAAAAAUAGAUAGCUUUGUUUUCUUCAUUUGGGAACGAUUUUGGAGCUAUGUUCGUAUAUGAGCAUUCAAGGAUAUCAUUGCAUGAGUGUAUUGCUCCUUUAUAGCACAAGAUGCAGGAACUGAGCUUCAUCGUAUUCAAGGUCAAAGAUAUAUCACUCAAUUGUACCAUGGCUCUUCUGCUAUUCUGACUUUCCGUAGGUGGACCUAAUUUAUACUGCAAGAUGGGCUGAUUAAAGACUUGAUCUUCCUGGCAUCUUCUUUACUGAUUUCGGGCAGAUUAUUUGUAAAUUUGUUCCUGAUGAGGCUUGCUAAUGUUGCUGCUCUCUUUUUUUUUUUUUUAUCAAAAAAGGGGGGAUGUAUGUAGAUCUUGACUCUUGGUUUUUGGCGUAAUAUUUUCUGAUUUCUUGAUUGUAUAUCAUUAAAUCUUGAUAGACAUUUAAAGGAAUGAUUAUGUGAUAGUUUAGGCAUAUAGAGUUGAAAUUCUUGUGAGAUUAGGGUUAGGCGUUUAGCAAUGUACACCUUUUUUUCUUCCUAAAUAUGUACAUUAUUUGAGCUGGCA